AUGGGUCGCAAGAAGAAGAAGCAGCUGAAGCCGUGGUGCUGGUAUUGUAAUAGAGAUUUUGAUGACGAGAAGAUUCUUAUAAGCACCAAAAAAGCAAAACAUUUUAAAUGCCAUAUAUGUCGUAAGAAGUUGUACACAGGACCUGGUUUAGCUAUUCAUUGCUUGCAGGUGCAUAAAGAGACAAUAGAUGCUGUACCAAAUGCAAUUCCUGGGAGAACUGACGUAGAAUUGGAAAUAUAUGGUAUGGAAGGUAUUCCAGAAAAAGACAUGGAUGAAAGAAGAUGACUUCUUGAACAGAAAAUACAAGAGAGUCAAAAAAAAAAGAAGCAACAAAAUGAUUCUGAUGAAUACGAUGAUGACUCUGCAGCUUCAACUUCAUUUCAGCCACAGCCUGUUCAGCCUCAACAAGGUUAUAUCCCCCCGAUGGUGCAACCAGGACUGCCACCAGUUCCAGGAGCACCAGGAAUGCCUCCAGGCAUACCUCCAUUAAUGCCAGGUGUUCCUCCUCUGAUGCCAGGAAUGCCACCAGUUAUGCCAGGCAUGCCACCUGGAUUGCAUCAUCAGAGAAAAUACACCCAGUCAUUUUGCAGUGAAAACAUAAUGAUACCAAUGGGUGGAAUGAUGCCACCUGGACCAGGAAUACCACCUCUGAUGCCUGGUAUGCCACCAGGUAUGCCCCCUCCUGUUCCCCGUCCUGGGAUUCCUCCAAUGACUCAAGCACAGGCUGUUUCAGUGCCAGGCAUUCUUAAUAGACCACCUGCACCGACAGCACCAGUUCCUGCUCCACAGCCUCCAGUUAUGAAGCCUCUUUUCCCCAGUGCUGGACAGGCUCAGACAGCUGUCCAAGGACCUGUUGGUACAGAUUUCAAGCCCUUAAAUAGUACCCCUGCAACAACUACAGAACUCCCAAAGCCUACAUUCCCUGCUUAUACACAGUCUACAGCUUCAACUACUAGUACAACAAAUAGCACUGCAGCUAAACCAGCGGCUUCAAACAAGCCUGCUACACUUACGACAACCAGUGUAACCAGUCAGUUGACCCAUCGAGAUGAAGAUAUAUCACUGGAAGAGAGAUGGGCACAGUUACCUAAAUAUCAACGUAACCUUCCUCGACCAGGACAGGCUCCUAUUGGUAAUCCACCAGUUGGACCUGUUGGAGGUAUGAUGCCACCACAGCCAGGCAUCCCACAACAACAAGGAAUGAGACCCCCAAUGCCGCCUCAUGGUCAGUAUGGUGGUCAUCAUCAAGGCAUGUCAGGUUACCUUCCUGGUGCUAUGCCACCGUAUGGGCAGGGACCGCCAAUGGUACCUCCUUACCAGGGUGGGCCUCCUCGACUUCUGAUGGGAAUGAGGCCUCCUGUAAUGUUGCAAGGUGGCCGUUACUGAUCUUACUUCAUCCAAUCUAAUAGGUUUGGAGAUUAAACCUUUUCUCAACUUGCGCUGUUUAUAUAGCCAAGCUUCCGUCAAUAAGGCUUCAUUGUGACUUUAACAAACAUUAUCUUCCCACAUACCAGGAACUAUUGGACAUUUAUUUUACAUGGGAAAAAUUAUUUGGAAUAAUAAAGCAGGAACUUUCCCUGAAGUUGCAAUUUAUACUGUAUGACUUCUUUUUCAUGUUUCAUCUAGUUUUUAGAAGUG
Canis lupus familiaris (dog) is the source of this 1638-nucleotide messenger RNA. RefSeq names its product BUB3-interacting and GLEBS motif-containing protein ZNF207. The record is from RefSeq and is a predicted model, not a curated record. Gene Ontology annotation, cellular component: nucleus. NCBI's taxonomy places the organism in Eukaryota, Metazoa, Chordata, Mammalia, Carnivora, Canidae.